Messenger RNA from Lolium rigidum, 1096 nucleotides. RefSeq names its product fasciclin-like arabinogalactan protein 12. Lineage: Eukaryota; Viridiplantae; Streptophyta; Magnoliopsida; Poales; Poaceae. The transcript has a single exon. The coding region runs from base 18 to 851 and encodes 277 amino acids. The record is from RefSeq and is a predicted model, not a curated record.
CACCACCACCCACCGCAAUGGCGUCGGCGUCGCGGAUCCUGCUCGUGGCCUUCCUCCUGGCAACAGUGUCGGCAAUGGCCGCGGCGCAGAAGGCGGUCGCUCCCGCCAAGGCGAAGCCGGCGCCUGCCGCACCCGCUGCCGACGCUCCCGGCGCGGCAACCGCCGACGGGAAGCCGCCGACGGACCCUAUCGCUAUCCUGAAGAAGGCCGGCGGGUUCACCAAGUUCUGCGACCUGCUGGAGCAGACCCGCGUGGACACGCAGCUCAAGGCGCAGCUGACGGACAGCUACAACGGUCUCACCAUCUUCGCGCCCACCGACGACGCCUUCGACUCGCUCAAGGCCGGCACCCUCAACAGCCUCUCCAGCCAGGACCAGAUCCAGAUGAUGCUCUACUGCGUGCUGCCCCGGUUCUACUCGCUCUCCAUGCUCGGCAACAUCAAGGACAAGGUGAACACCCAGGCCUCCGGCCACACCGGCCCCUACAAGUACGCCAUCAAGCCCUCCGGCAACAACGUCAACGUCUCCACCGGCGUCAAGGGCAACAACAUGCUGCUCAACAGCGUGGUCAGCAAGGACUUCCCGCUCUCCAUCUACUCCGUCGACAAGGUGCCGCUCCCCUACGAGCUCUUCGGGCCCCAGCCGCCCACCCCGGCGCCGGCCCCCGCCCCCGCGCCAACCAAGUCCAAGCCCAAGAAGAAGAAGAAGUCCGCCGGAAUCGCCGAGGCGCCCGAGGCCGAGGAUGCCGACUCCACCGCCGACGACACCAAGAACGCUGCCUCUUCCCUCACCGGCAGGUGGGUCGCCGCGCUCGGAGUCCUCGCCGCCGCGGUCCUCGGUGGCGCCUUCUGAGAAGAAGAUCGCAACGGUGGGAUGGGAAAGGUGGUGGUGUCAUUCUUGCAUUGAGUUAGUGUGGUGUAUACCAAGAACAUUGAUGCCUGUACCAACAACACUGUGAUGUGUAUGUCCAUCGGCUUUAUUCUUUCUUCUUCUUUUCUUUUCUUUUUUCUUGAAAAUCUUCUUGCUCUGAUGAAUUCUUGUCGAUUUGUAUCCUGUAAUUUAUGUGUUAUACUAGUGCUUCUUGAAUUCAUUUACUA